Aspergillus pseudotamarii is the source of this 2103-nucleotide messenger RNA. RefSeq lists its product as uncharacterized. The transcript is spliced from 2 exons. NCBI's taxonomy places the organism in Eukaryota, Fungi, Ascomycota, Eurotiomycetes, Eurotiales, Aspergillaceae. The coding region runs from base 1 to 2103 and encodes 700 amino acids. The record is from RefSeq and is a predicted model, not a curated record.
AUGGGCCCUUUGGGUGUUCCCCAGCCGCCGGAGACCUCUUGCGAACGGUGUCGCAAUCUCAACCUAGAAUGUAUUAUCGAGCGGAACACUCUGGGGCGUCCAGCUGCGAAAUCCAGCCAGCGCAAACCCCCACAAAACAAACGAUCGGCACCUCUUGAGAAAUCAGAAGAAAAAGAGGAUGAAGUGACAACGGGGCUGUCAGAUCUCGAGAUAAAGGAAUAUUUAUUCUCAGAAGCUACUACGGGAGAAGAGCAUAUCCCCUCACAAGGUGGCGGCAAAUUGCUUCAACCACCGCAACAACCAGGCAGAAGGGCUAUUUUCCGAUCCAUGACCGAAUCAAAUGCCUUUAUAUCUUCUGUCUUAGAGAAAGAUGCCGCAUUUGGAUGCGAAAUACUUCACGCAACGUCGCGCUGGAGCCAACCUCUUUGGGACCUCAUCAGUAAUGACUGCGCCAUUUUACUAGAUAAUUACCUAGUUUGGUAUCGAUUCUUUCUUCCAAAAACACCAACUCUGGUGGAUCUGAGAAAUCGAUUAAUCUUAGAGGAAGUCUCUUCUACCAACUCUGCCACGAACCUCUUGUUUGCCCUUCUUUGCUUAACAUCCUUCGAUAUUGCCGAAGCUCCUGCUCAGCAAUAUCCACAGCUGAAACAGAACCUUCAGCUGGCUGUUUCGUCGUACGGACAAGAAUUCAUCGUCUCCCCACCCACGCAUCCAGAUUCUGUUGCUGUCUGUCUCUUCCUAGCCGAAUUCCGACCAACUCUCUUGGCCACCUCACAGUUUGUCGCGCACAAGGCCGUCAGCCCUGAGGUGUACGUCCAUCUUGCUUAUAGGAUCGCAGAAAGACUCAAUAUUUUACCCAGACCACAUGCCUCCUUUUUUAAUGAGCUCAUGAACCCACAGAAUCCAGAAUUCGAUCGGUGCUUUGCCGAUUCCGUGCAGGAACUGAAGAUUCUUUGCCUCGAUUGUGGCCUUGAUGGCUUCUUGUCAAAGACUCUACCUGCAAUGCGGAACAUGAUUGGCCAUAUGCAGCCUCAUAUCGAUGCUUAUCGACAUGUGUUACAAUCCCGCGAGUGCUCACCAACAGUGAUUUUUCACAUUCAAUGGAACAUGUCAUUUUAUGUGCUGCUCGAGGGACUGAUAAAUGCAAAACAAUGCUGGAGUACCCCAGAGAGUUUGUUCCUGGUUGUGGAAGAGGUGGAAAGAAAGUGCCAGGAGCAAAUCAGAGUCUCUAACGCUUUACUAGGGAACGUUACAGGUCAGGAAAGAUGGGAAGAUCUAUCAGCUGCUCGUUGUCUGCUAGAGAUGAAAUUCCACUGGGUGUUUGCUGGGAUAUGUGGUCUAGGUCUACUCUAUACCGCAGUACUGAGAACAAGGCUUAUCGAAGGAAAGAAUGACGGGGAUCCAGAUAUCUACUCAAAAGAAUCCCUCCAAAUCGUCGACCAAGUCGCCGGAAGCGUGAAUAGCCCUCCCGAUGCUCCGGGCCAGUAUCUAUCUGCAUUCCUCAGACGCUUCGGACAAGCCUAUCCGCAACAACUCGUGCGCGUGCUAGAGACGUUCCUAGAGUGCGCCGAAUUGAAAAUGAACGGCAUUGCAGUCAAUGCUCCACUUCAACAUGUAGUCUAUCCAAUCGCUUUUGUGUGCAAAAACCUUGUCGAAAACAACUUCGUGCAAGUACGGGUUUUCGGACGCCUGGCUCGAAAUUUCGAGAAGCAGUUGGAGCUGUUUCCUAAAUGUGCGAGAUGUAUUGCCAAGAUGGCAGCCUCACCGUGGAGCUCGACAAAGUCUGCUUUUGCGACUGGCUGUGUCUAUGCCGCGAGUAGCAAGAUUAUCUAUGGGUUAUACAAUACUCUGGAACGAUUGAAAACAGAGUUGUCAAAAGGCACAAAGUGCGAUGAGGCAUUGAAUUCGUUCAACAUCUCUCCUGAUUCAAUUGAUGUUUCUUCGAUCGGUGUGGAUUUCGAUAUGCCCUUCUGGGACGCAUGGAACUUGUGGCCCCAUGUUGGAUCAUUUAGUCCUUUCGAUCCCUCACUGGAUCUAUUUGGUUGGGGCCCUGGUCUGAACUAUGACGGUGGACCUGAGCUAAUGAAUAUUCCUGGGAUGUGA